UCUGCAGCAAAGAAAUUUGUAAAGACAGAAAGCAAAAAUGUAAAAGCAGUAAGCGAAAUUGGUUGCAAAGAAAGAUUGGCCAGCUUGCAAAAGUUAAAAAUUGUUCAUGCAGGCUAGUUACUCGCUGCCAAUAUGCAGAUGGUGAUAAUUUGAGGUUGAAACUAAUAAAUCGAUUUUGUGCACCAGAAAAAGUGAGCAACAACAGCAGUGGUCUGGGACAGAAAGAGUUCGUGUAGUGCUGCGAAAGCCAGCGCUGUGUGAAGAUAGUAAUAGCAAAUCUGCGGAGGUAUGGAAAAAAGCGAUCACAUUUCAGUAACUUUGUCAGGUGUAGGUGUGGGAGGCAGUGAAGAAGACAGUCUCACUGCUAAACAGCCCCAACGACGUAGCUUACGGAGGUCUUGGAAUCAACUGCCUCGUUGUCAGCGAAGCCUUAUCAUAGUAGCCACAUUAGCGGCAUGUUUAACAUUAGUUCUCGUUCUAUAUAAUGAACAAAUUGAAGCUCAGAAUGGCAGAUUAGUUAAUAUAAAUGGCGGUUUUUCGUUCCGGGGCAGUCGAGAGGCGGCUAUUGGUUCAGCGCUGGUUCGCAAUGAGCCGCUACCUGUCAAUGCGCUUAAGAAUGGUAACAGCGCGGACGUUGUGAACGGUGUUAAUAAUAUAGAUAACAAUGCGUUACCCGAAAUUGGCCAGCGACCAAUGCCGUUGUUAAAUGAUAAUGCACCUGAAUUUAAAGAUAUUAACGUGCUCGAUUUACCCAAUCGUGUUCAAAAAAAUGGUGAUGGCAUCGAUAGUGGCGCAGAAUUACUAAAAGAUCAGAAGUCAAACUUUUUGCAGGGUCCCUUAGCAGAUGUUCCAAAUAAAAUAAGUAUACAAGAGAUUAACCUUAAUGACAAUCGCAUUGAAAGUCCCGCCGUGGAUGCUCAAUCGGGCGUUGAAGAUGAUGAUCGUGCUGCUUUGGAAGCGGCCGUGCUGAAUCCGCGUGCGGUUCCCGGCACCGAUAACAUUUUAAUUGCCGACUAUGCCGAUAAAUUGGAUAGUUCUACGUUGGCACAAAAACAACAUUUCCACGGCGCCACAAAUGAGCGGCAGACUGCUGUUGUUGCAGCUUUCAAACACUCUUGGAAUGGCUAUAAAAAGUACGCUUGGGGUCAUGACAAUUUGAAGCCGUUAUCGCAGGGCUCGCACGAUUGGUUCGGCUUGGGUUUGACCAUCGUAGACUCUUUGGACACCAUGUACAUAAUGGGCUUAGAGGAUGAAUUCAAUGAAGGACGUGAGUGGGUCAGCAAUUUUCUUACAUUUGACAUCAAUCGCGAUGUGAAUCUGUUUGAGGUGACAAUACGUGUACUGGGUGGCUUAUUGUCCGCUUACCAUUUGAGUGGUGACAAAAUGUUCCUAAUAAAAUCGAUUGAAUUGGGCAAUCGCAUGUUGCCGUGUUUUCUCUCCGCUUCUGGCAUACCAUAUUCGGAUGUGAAUCUUGCUUCAAUGUCUGCACACUCGCCCAAAUGGUCACCUGACAGUUCGACCAGCGAGGUUACUACCAUACAAUUGGAAUUUCGUGAUCUUAGCCGUUCUUCACAAAUACCUAUUUACGAAAAAGUAUCCCAUGCAGUCAACAAGAAGGUACAUACGCUGGAGAAAACCAGUGGCUUAGUACCAAUAUUUAUAAAUGCCAACACAGGCACGUUUAGAAAUUACGCUACAAUUUCCUUGGGCGCUCGUGGCGAUUCUUAUUAUGAGUACCUUUUGAAACAGUGGCUACAGACUGGACGAAAACCGGAUGAUUUCCUUAUUAUGGACUAUAUACGCGCCAUUGACGGAGUAUUAACAAAACUGUUACGUCGUACGCCCAAAGAGCAACAUGUUUACAUCGGCGAAUUAAUCAAUGGCAAAGAUUUCAAACCGAAAAUGGACCAUCUUACUUGUUACCUACCCGGUACGCUGCUGCUGGGACACAAAUUUGGUAUGCCAACCUCACACUUUCUGCUGGCACGCGAUCUCCUCGAAACCUGUUAUCAAACCUAUAUGCGUCAGCCCACACAGCUGGCGCCUGAGAUAUCCUACUUUGCGCUGACCGAAAAUGAAGAGCAAGAAAUUUACGUCAAACCCAACGAUGCUCAUAAUCUUUUGCGUCCCGAAUUCAUAGAGAGUCUGUACUAUUUUUAUGCAAUAACUGGAAAUCGCACCUAUCAGGAUAUGGGUUGGAAUAUUUUCCAAGCGUUUGAGAAACACACCAAAGUUGCUUACGGUUACACAUCGAUUGGCAAUGUUAAACAUAUAUUUAAUACAAGACUGCGUGAUAUGAUGGAGAGUUUUUGGUUAAGUGAAACACUUAAAUAUUUUUAUCUUUUGUUCAGCGACAAUCGGUUAGAAAUCGAUUUGGAUAAGUGGGUGUUCAAUUCCGAGGCACAUCUGCUGCCACUAAGGAAUCAUUAAGUUCGUAUUUGCUUGCAUGUGGGUAUGCUGCUGUGCGUGUGUGCGAAACGAAUGUGCGUAACCAUGACCAUUAUAAUGCGAAUCGAAUUGAGUUGAUUGCUCAAUAUGUAAAUAUUUACACUUAUUUAUACAAUCAUACCAAUCAAAUCAUACUUGUCGCAUGUCUACAACCUUUUGUUUUGUACUGCAAGCGUAGCAUCACCACGAAACGAUGACGAAAUUUAUGCGCGACGGUGCACGUGUGUGUACGUAGAUGUGCGCUCAGGACAAAACUCAAUUGAAUUAUGUUAAUGUAUGUAUGUAUAAACAAUAUAAUUUAUUACUAUUUAUAAUAGUUUAUAGCAUUAAAUUAUUGCAUAAAUAUGAUUGACAGAUAGCUUUCGAUCAGCAUUAGGAAAUAAUUGUGAACCGUGUAAACCUUUAAGCGAAUGCCAAAAAACUUAAACAUAAAAAAGAAGUUAUAUAUAAAUAAAAGAGUCAUAGACUCGGGAGGCAUCCAACAACUUAUACCCAAUACAUAAAUACAUAUGUAUGUAUAUGUAUGUAUGUAUAAUAGCGGUUAUAAAAAUACGGAACCUAAACAAAAUGCGGCUUUGGCUGCAUCACAUUUGAAUUACUGGGUUCAAUGAUUUUUUUUUUUUUUUUUUUUUUUCAUAACUGCUAUGCAAAAUAAUUGUUUAAACAAAUGUUCGGAAAUAAAUAUUCACUACAUUUCUAGUCGAGUGUAGAAUUAUGCUGAUUUCGUGCACUAAGAACAUUUAUUAUUACUAUAGAACCUCG
Molecule: messenger RNA, 3210 nt
Organism: Anastrepha obliqua
Lineage: Eukaryota; Metazoa; Arthropoda; Insecta; Diptera; Tephritidae
Gene: alpha-Man-Ib
Product: endoplasmic reticulum mannosyl-oligosaccharide 1,2-alpha-mannosidase
Exons: 8
Coding region: 289-2430 (713 amino acids)
Biological process (GO): N-glycan processing; carbohydrate metabolic process
Cellular component (GO): endoplasmic reticulum; membrane
Molecular function (GO): calcium ion binding; mannosyl-oligosaccharide 1,2-alpha-mannosidase activity
Source: RefSeq, a predicted model, not a curated record